Coffea eugenioides is the source of this 372-nucleotide messenger RNA. RefSeq names its product rapid alkalinization factor-like. The transcript is spliced from 2 exons. Bases 1 to 372 code for a protein of 123 amino acids. NCBI's taxonomy places the organism in Eukaryota, Viridiplantae, Streptophyta, Magnoliopsida, Gentianales, Rubiaceae. The record is from RefSeq and is a predicted model, not a curated record.
AUGGGAUAUCUGCAUUGCCUUCUAAUCCUCUUGCUGGCCAGGGUUUUCCUGAUAGCGGAAUCGUCAUUUGCUGAUUACAAAGAAGCCCUGUUCGACAUUGAUUCCGUCAUCCCUUCUCAUGGCAUAGCUACAUGCAAUGGUCGAGUCGGCGAUUGCAUCGAUGAAGCUGAAGAAAUGAUGCUUGAUUCUGAGGCUAGCCGGCGGGUACUGGCUCAAACUCGUUACAUUAGUUAUGAUGCCCUGCGUAGAGGUCCACAGAUAAGAAAGCAACUUCAAGCUGCACUAAAAGCUGGAGCUGCAAAAUAUGACUUUAAUCUGGUCCAUAAGAACCCGGCCGGCCGAUUUCAGUGCCAUAUCCAUCAGGAACUCUAG